GUCCAACAUCAAAAUAUUACAUAAAAACAUAUAAUUCACAACAAUGCGAAUACUGGAGUAAUACGCUAGGGGGCGUGUUUACAGCGUAGCGUGCGUCGCUGAGCUCACGGAAGGGACCAAAGUUUUUUGCUGACAAACAUGACGUCAGCUGGCGGAGCCCGUCAAUGCGGUAGUGACAGCGGAGGAACGCACUGACUGGAAAAGCACCCUGGACCAAUCAAUCCUGACACUAAAACUUAGCUCGAAACCUGGGCUGAAGGCGAUCGGAAGAGAGCCCGAGGCCGCAGAACACCAUGGGGAACGCGGAGGGAGGCUGUGGCGCUGGGAGCGGCGACGAGGAGGACGUAGAAACGGAGAGUCCCGUGUUCGCUGAGGGCAGCCCGGCCUCUGCGGCCACGGGCAACAGGGCCGGUAGCGGAGGUGGUGGAGGUGGCGGCGGCAGUGGUGGAGGUGGUGGCGCAGGAGGAGCAGCAGCGGCAGGCUCAGGUCCGGGGAGAAGCGGAAGGGGCACGGCGAACCCGCCGGCCCCGAGCUAUGGACUCCCCACUCCUGAAGCUCUGCUGGAGCAGGUGAAGCUGCGAGAGGCAGCGGCCCGUAUGAGCGACUCGUGGGUCGCCAUUUCGGAGUCGGUGCUGGCGCGCAACGAGAGCGCUCUGGUCCGCUGGCUGGAGGAGCGGCUGGGCCGCGGAGAGGAGUCUGUCACACUGGAGCAGUUCUGUGAAAUGCUGGAGAGCAGAGACGCGCCCAGAGAUGAGUGCGAGGAGGCCUUCGGUCAAUUUGAUGCUGAGGGUGAUGGGAUUGUUGAUGUGGAGAACAUGCUCAUGGCACUGAAAAACUCCAAUGGAGCCAACCUGCAGGGAGAACUCAGUCAUGUGAUCAGGCAGCUUCAGGCGUGCUCUUUGACUCCAGGAUUUGUGGAUAUCUUCUCCAAGUCCAAGGACCGUCUCAAAGCACAUGCCUCCAAAAUACUGAAAUUCUUGCACCGGAAUCGCAUACCCAGCAGCGCCAUCCCCUUCCCUGUGCUGGAAGGCUAUAACAGCAUCUGCACCAUGAGGUCAUCCGUAGUGCAAGACUUCUUGGAUUAUCUGUUACAGAAGGAGAAAGAUCUAGACAUCCAGUACAGAGCGGAGCUCAAUCAUGACCCAGAUGUAGAUAAGGUUAAAGUGGUCACCCAGUGCUACAGCUUCAUUGAAGCUUCGUCCAAUAGUGCAGAUAUCAACAAGCUGACCAAUGGUGAGACGGUGUCUUUCUGGCAGUCUGACGGUAGCGCUCGCUCACACUGGAUAAGGUUAAAAUUGAAGCCAGACAUAGUUUUGAGACGGCUAGCCAUUGCAGUAGCGUCUAAUGACCACAGCUACAUGCCACAGCUGGUAUCUAUAGCUGUAGGAAAGAACCGGAGAUCCCUGCAGGAGAUCAGAGAUGUGAGGAUCCCCAGUAACGUCACGGGUUAUGUACCGCUACUGGAUAACGCCAACAUCAGCCAUCCUUAUAUUCAGAUAAACAUUAAGCGCUGCCUUAGUGAUGGCUGUGACACACGUAUUCAUGGACUGAAGACAAUGGGCUACCAGAUCACCAAGAGUAAAGAGGUUUCGGUAUCCGACGCCUCGGCUAUAUGGUAUCUGUCGCUCCUCACAUCUCUGGUCACCGCUUCCAUGGAAACCAACCCUGUGCUUGCGCAGACCGUCCUACAGAGCACACAGAAAGCCUUACAGCACAUGCCGCCCCUGUCCUUAACGCCAUCUUCAAUGGAGUUCCCCAAAUUCCUCUCUGCAAACAUUCUGGAAGAGGUGGACGGCUUUUUACUGCGCAUAGCAGACUGCUGUGUGUCUCCUGACGCUGAGCUGACUCUGUUAGCGUUUGCUCUGGCUCGGGGCAGCGUGGCUAAAGUCCUCAUCUCUCUGUCUGGUAUCUGUGAGCAUCUGGAUUCAGAGUACAGAGCUUCCUCACUGCUGGCCUCUAUGGCGUCGGUUCGGUUAAGACUACUCUACCGUAACGGUAAACCCAUCCAGCUCCAUCUCCAGGCAUGUGAUGUGAAAAGUAAAGAGGAGAAGUCUGGCCCAGAAAACAUGCUGAUGGAGCCCAACACUGGAGAUGGUUUUCUGACAGAAAAUGGAAAGAGGAAAGCCAGUGUGAUUCUCUCCACUGAAAACCAGAGUUGCUUCCAGGUCACACAGAUCAAGAUAAAAGUGCGUAAAGGAGCGAUCGGUGCUAAAUGUGGCUUGGUGUUUGCCUACAAUGACAGUGAAGCCUUUGAUGCAGAAAAACACUUCAAAAGAUUCAAAAAAUACGACAGCUGGGACUACAAAGACUAUAAAGAAUUUGUCCAAGACAGCACAAGGAUGCCAGACACCAGUGAGGACGAGCCCAUUGGCUGGUUUGAGGUGGAAGAAGACUGGAACGACGUGGAGAUCAAGCUGCAACAAUGCAGAGUGUCAAAAUUUCUGAUGGUGAAGUUCCUGUGUGCUAGACAGGACACAGCAGAGCGGGUGGGGGUUCAGCAGAUGAGUUUCAGUGGUUAUUUGUGUCCAGACUCAGAGCGGAUGGAAGAUGUGGAGGAUCUGAAUGCUCAGGCUGAGGGGAGCAUUUCAGGCCUUGUUACGGGUCUUGCGCUCAUGAAGAAAACCCUUUAUUUCAUCCAGCAGCUCACCAGAGAUAUGGAUGUGUCUCUGUCCAAGCAGAAGUCCCUGCUGGACUUCAGUGACCUCAACCUACUGCUAUUCUGGAACUUUUACCGCAAACUCAGAUCUAUUGAGGGAGAGGAGGCCGUAAAGACAAGAGUUCUCCUGCUUCAGCUGCUCCAGAACUGCUUCCCAAUGCUGCCUAGCCUGACAGAAUCCCAGUCAUCAGACAUCACAGCCUCAGCCACAGCUUCAGCUUCAGCUUCAGCUUCAGCUUCAGCUUCAGCAUCAGCAUCAGCAUCACCCUCACCCAGCACAGACGUGGACCCUGCAGAAGCUGUCAGUGAGCUCUACAGUCACUUGUGUCAAGUGGUGGAUGGCCCUGAAGGAGAGACUGCAGUGGAGAAAGCUUUGAGAAAAGAAGCUGUAAAAGCUAUCCUCAAUGGAGCAGCCAUUUUCUUCCCCGACAAGCAGAGCCGGAGGGACAAACUCUUCCACAUGAUGAAAAACAUAACCGAGGAAAAUCAGGCAGAGUCUGUGAAACUUACAUUUGAGUCUCUCUGCAGUUACUUCAGCGAUCAGGACCCGAAAGGUCUCCUCUUGCUGCCUACUAAAGGAGCCCCAUCUGACUUUGACAUCUCACCUGUCCUGACCGUCAUGGACACGCUGCUCAUUGUGGCCACUAGAGAGUGUGAGGUGUUGAUGUUGGAUUCCAGAGGAGGGUCCAUUUGGAGGGUCCUGCUGUCUCUGUUCUGGGCUUUACAGGGCAGCCUGCUGUCCUGGUGCUUCCUACAGCUCAAAGGAGGAACGACCACCUCUGCUGAUCUGGCCAGGGAAAUCCUGCUUAAAUAUGUGGAACAGUUCCUGUCAGGUACCAGAGACAUACUGAGUCCUCUUAUUAAGCACUUCUCUGGAGCUGACAUCAUGGAGAAACUCAGUGGAUCCAUUCUUGCCAUGGCAACAAGACAGCUGACCAUCUUCCUGCUGGAGCUGUGCACUCUGGAUAUUCCUCACUGUGUGCUGCUCAAGAGAUUCUACCCUCUGGCAGACCUACUCAAGAAGCUGUCUAGUGACACAGAGGACAUCUUCUCCAAGGUUGAUAUGGAGGGCCGUCAGCAGACUCAGCAGCCUGUUGUAUUAAGGACGUGGCAUAUGGAGUCACCUCACAACUAUGAGAACAGCAGACACGAGACCACCGUCUUUGUCUGUCCUGGUGCCACGUCCUUCGAGGUGGAGUUUGAUGAUCGUUGUGAAACAGAGAAAAGGUAUGACUAUCUGGAAUUUACUGAUGCUAGGGGUGGAAAAGUGCGAUAUGAUAUGAAGGUCGGCACCGAGAAAUGGCCAAAGAAAGUGACGUUUAAAGCAGGUCCCCAGCUGCAGUUUCUGUUCCACUCAGACAGCAGUAAUAAUGAAUGGGGUUACAAGUUCACAGUGACAGCAUAUGGCCUUCCAGAUGUCACCGUGUCCUGGACCUCAGACCUGCAGCUCCUCGUGUCCAGGCUAAUGGGCCGUCUGGCUUCCCGCACCAUGGCUUUGAAAUCACCUUAUGAGAUCCGUGGUGUAAAAGAGUUACCUGCGGGUUUGAUGAACCACGUCCUGUCCUGUCCUCUAUGGAAGCCUAUGUUUAGACAUGGUUUGAGUGGACUUCCUGGAGAUAAAAAGUUAGGCCUGGCCAGCCCGGACACCGACAAGGAAGUGCCAGCUCCUUUGGGAGAUGAAUUGGUGGAAUUCCUGAAAGAGUUUGCCAGCUGGGAUCCUUUGCAGGAUUCUUCUGAUGGCAGGACGGAGCUCAUGAGGGCCCUUUUGAUGACCUGCAAGAAGCAGCUAAUCAGGAACGAGAUUGCUGCAGGCUCAAAAGUGGACCAGGCUGUGAACGCCACCUGGGCGGCCAUGGUGUAUCACACUCCAGCACUUCACAACAGUCUUAGGAGCUUUGUUGCUAAAAACGGUCAGAGCAGUCUUAGUGAGGACCUUCUCCAGGUCUACGCCCUUGCCGAUGGCAUCAGAACAUGGAUGUUGGAGAUGAAACAGCGCUACCUUAUGGGUAAAAUGAAUGGAAUAGAUGAAAAAAAAGAUGGACAAAGUGAGGUUACAAUGGAGUCACUUGCUGAAAUUUGCAUCAGUAGAAGUUUGUUCAUCUUCCAAUUUAGGCCGAGUGGAGGAACGUCUGCGCUUCCGGAACAAGAGCCUUCCAGACCAGAAGAUGGUGCUUGUGCUGCUCCUCUUCUUCAGUCUGUUUCCACCUCAGAGGGAGACUUCCAGCCUAGCCCCUCUGCUCCCUCCAUCUCUCAGACUCCUGAGGGAGCAGAAGCAGCGACGCCCCCAGGGGCAUCAGUGGAUGCUGGACCCUCCAGCAGCAUCAGUUCUCAGGGUGCCACAGGCUCCUCAGAAAGUCUUCAGUCCCAAACAGGAGAGCCCCUUUCCCCGUUAGUCUUCCCACGUAAAGCACCUUUCAGUCGGGGGCGCUUGAGGCUGCUUUCCUUACGAUCUAUGGAGGAGCCUCGCAUGGCACCGCCUGUUAAAGAGCGCUUCCCGAUUCUCAAACACAUCCUCAGCUUUAUGAAGGACAUGGUUAUUAAUGAGAGCAGUGUUCUUCAUACUCUGGCUCUGAAGAAGGCCCAGGCUCUGAGUGUGUGUGAGGUGCUGGAGCUCGUGCAGCAAUGUAUACUCACCCUGGGGAAACCGCACCUCUUCCAGGCACCCUGUAUUUUGUUUCUCCAGGAACUCUUGGCAUGUCAGAAAGAUUUCACCAAUUACUUUUCUCAGUUGGCGGGCAGCGGGCAGGAGAUGAGAGAGCUGGUCAGGCACUCGUAUCAUCAGCUGGUUCUCAUGCUAGUAACGGCCGUGCAGGGCUUCAGUGCACUGAACGAGAAGGUCCUGCUGCCUGCCCUGUCAUGUGUGCAGACGUGUCUGCUGCAUUUGCUGGAUAUGAGCUGGGAAGCAGAAGAUUUGUCACUGUUUCUGGACAUCAAACUGCCUGAUCUGUUGCUCACCAUGUCCCAAGAAAACAUCAGUGUGCAUGAUAUUGCCAUUAGUCAGUGGACGGAGGAAGAUGAGAUCGCUGACUACGAGAGGAACUGUGAAUGGAUGGAUGAGUGCUUGGAUGGCAUGUUUGAGAAAUGGUUUGACAAGAUCAGUCAGGCCUCAGUAGAGGACAAGAGAAAGAUGCACAUGUUCAUUGCACGCUACUGCGACCUGCUGAAUGUGGAGAUUUCCUGUGAUGGCUGUGAGCGGAUCGCACCGUGGCAUCGCUACCGCUGCCUGCAGUGCACAGACAUGGACCUCUGCAAGACCUGCUUCCUCAGUGGUGCUAAACCAGAAGGCCAUGAGGAUGACCAUGAGAUGGUAAACAUGGAGUAUGCCUGUGACCACUGCCAGGGCCUUAUCGUGGGCAGUAGGAUUAACUGUAAUGUCUGUGAGGACUUCGAUCUCUGCUUUGGUUGUUACAAUGCCAAAAAAUACCCAGACAGCCAUCUGCCCACCCACCGUAUCACAGUGUACCCUAUGGUCACCAUCCGCAUCAGUGACCGCCACAGACUCAUUCAGCCCUACAUACAUAACUACUCCUGGCUCCUUUUUGCCGCGCUCGCCCUGUUCACAUCCGAACUGGUCAGCGAGAAAGCACAGGAUGGAGAGCCUCUGGAUGAUGUCACCCUCGGUUAUGCCAGGGCUCUGCAGACUCACUGCUCUGACAUCAUCAAUGAGUGCCUGCUGAAGGGACAGACAGGAAAAGGUUUGCGAGCCUCUGCUCUGCUGUCCCUGCUUUCUUCAAAUGAAUCGGCCACAGAGAGUGAGCUGUGUCCUGCGACGGCUGGCUCUUGUCAGGACAUCAGCAGCACAGACACCUCCUCGCUUCCCAGCAGCACUACAGCUAUUUGCACUCCACCGCUACCUAGAGACAAAAAACCACAAGAGCAGGAGCCGAAUACAGAAGGGGAUGAGAAGAGAAGAAGGAAGCUUGUCUCUCAGGAUACAUCAGACUCGUCCAGUGCAAGUCAGACACCUUCUGUGUCUAGUGAAGACACACUGUCCCCUGGAGUCAGAGAGUCAAGUGGAGACACUAUCACAUCUCCUACCUCAGAGACUAUGGACGCAUAUAAAGACCAGGAGGAAAAGACAGCCCGGGGACCGCUACAGGAACAUGUGUUUGCCGAAUGCUCCAGAGAGAGAAUUCUGGGAUUGUUGGCAGCCAUGUUGCCUGCAAACAAACAGGGCAGCUCGCUGUCUUUGUCCAGCCUGAGUCCCAUCCUGCCACUGCUCUUCAGAGUGGUCAUCUCGAACGCUGGCUGUCUGAAUGAAACAUACCACCUGACACUAGGCCUUCUGGGACAGCUUCUGUUAAGGAUCUCUCCUGCGGAGGCCGAUGCAGCUGUGGCGGAGGCACUGACAGACAAAUUUGAGUUACUCGCCCUCGGAGAUGGAGCAGCACUUGAUGUUCCCGGCUGGAAGACCACUCAAUUGCUCUUCAGUCUGGGAGCAGUGUGUCUGGACAGUCGUAUCGGUCUGGAUUGGGCGUGCUCUGUGGCAGACAUCUUGCGAAACCUGAACAUUUCUUCUCAGUGGUGUGCUGUUGUGGCAUCUUUCACUGAUCACUGCAUUCAGCAGUUACCACAGCAACUCAAGAGAACCAAUCUCUUCACUUUGCUGGUGCUUGUGGGAUUCCCUGAGGUGCUGUGCAUGGGGACUCAGGCUGUUUUCAUCGAUAACGCCAACGAACAACAUAAUGUGAUUCUGCUCAAACACUUCACUGAAAAGAACAGGGCUGCUGUGGUGGACGUGAAGACUCGUAAGAGGAGAACAGUGAAAGACUACCAGUUGGUCCAGGCACAUGAGAGCAGCAGCAGGAAUGAUGCAGAUUCUCAUGAGGCACAAGCCGUUUCCCCGACCUCCGCCCACCUGAGCCGCUACAUGAAGAACUUCACCUCCAUUGUGAGUCACCUGCUGCAGGUCGGGGUGGAGAGCAGCGCCCAAGAUGCUGUGGAGGCCACCUGGGUACUUUCUCUGGCUCUUAAAGGACUCUACAGCACUCUCAAGAAGCAUGGGGUGGAUCAAGCCCAGGAGGCCAUCCAAGGCUCUGGCCUGAUGCAGCUCCUGGUCCGUAAGUGCAGCAAGGGCACAGGCUUCAGCAAGAUGUGGCUUUUGCGAGACCUAGAGAUCCUCUCCAUCAUGCUUUAUUGCUCCAAACGAGAGAUUCACUCCAUGGCAGAGGAUGCAGAUACUGAGACAGAUGGAGAGAAGGAGAGAGAGAAAGAGCAUGACUCUGAUCACUCCAGCUGCUGCGCCGAUGACGCUGAUCCAAACAGACCGGAUCCACUGGAAGGAUUGGAUGAAGAGACAAAGAUCUGUUUCCAGAUUACUCAUGACGCCCUGAAUGCACCACUGCACAUUUUGAGAGCCAUGUAUGAGCUCCAGAUGAAGAGGACGGAUUCUUUCUUCCUUGAGGUGCAGAAGAGGUUUGACGGUGAUGCUAUAAAAACCGAUGAGACUAUUCGUACGCUGGCACAGAAGUGGCAGCCAUCUAAAAGACCUCGUUCUGAGGAAAGAAGCACCAAGGCUGUAGAUACCGAUAUUAUCAUUGUGCCCUGUGUGUCUAAACCAACCCGGUGUGAUCGAGCCACAGAAGAAACAAAUGUUGUCACACAGAAACUCAUCACCAACACAGAGAGUGACCUCCAGCUGAGUUAUGCUAAACAGCGGCGCACCAAAAGCUCAGCUCUGCUGCAUAAAGAGCUGGACGCUCGCAGUAACAAAGCAGUGCGACAGUAUCUUUUCAAAGUGAAUGAGGCCAUUGCUAUUCUGUACGCGCGUCACGUGUUGGCGACGCUGCUGGCCGACUGGCCCUCUGACACUCCCAUCAGAGAGGAAGACCUGGAGUUGAGCGGAGCUUCUCACAUGGCCUACAUACUAGACAUGCUCAUGCAACUGGAGGAGAGACCGAUGUGGGAGAAGAUCUUGCAGAAGGUUCUGAGGGGCUGCAGCCAAAGCAUGCUGGGUAAUCUGUCACUGACAGCAUGCCAGUUCAUGGAGGAGCCAGGAAUGGCCGUGCAGGUCCGCGAAUCCAAGCACCCCUAUGACAACAACACUAACUUUGAGGAUAAGGUGCACAUCCCUGGAGCCAUCUUCCUGUCUGUGAAGUUCGACUCUCGCUGUCACACGGAAGAAGGAUGUGAUGAGCUCCUUAUGGCCAGCAGUAGUGACUUCCUGCAUGACCUGCACACUUUCAGUGGUUCUCACCAGAAAUGGACCGACUUUGAGAUUCCAGGGGACACCCUCUACUACAGGUUUAUAUCAGAUAUGAGUAACACAGAAUGGGGCUACAAGUUUACUGUGACUGGUGGCCAUCGAGGACGCUUCCAGACUGGUUUUGAGAUCCUGAAGCAGAUGCUAGCAGACGAGCAGGCACUGACUCACCUCCCGCUGGCUGACAUCUGGGAGUGGCAGGUGGGCGUGGCCUGUCGGCAAACAGGAAACCAGCGGCUGAAAGCCAUUCACCUGCUGCUGCGGCUCCUGCAGUGUCCGUCUCAAUGGGAUUGUGACCUUACGCUUCUGCGGCCGCUGUGGCAGCUCUUCACUACUAUGGAAAGUGGGUUGAUUCAGGACCCCACCAGCAUCACGGUCCUCCUUCCUCUCCAUCGUGCUCUCACUGAGCUCUUUUUCAUAGCUGAAUCCAAGGCCAUGGAGCAGGACGUCCUGCAGGAGUACCUUCUCGCUCUCACUACCAAUGAACAGCUAGUAGUGCGAACUGCACAGGCACUGAAGAACAUCGCAGCCAUCAGCCUGGCCAUUAAUUACCCAAAUAAAUCCACUAAGCUGCUCAACCUGUCCCCCUGAAAGAGGGAUGAAAGAGAGAUCGAGAUGAGAGAAGGGAAGCUUGCCAGAGGCCCACGGGAACGGCCUUCUGCGCUCGGCGGCUGCGGCAAGAGCGGGCCACAUACAGUAUCGUCUUCCAGAAAAGCCCACCUGUAAACCCAACCCUUCGCUGUUGAAUCAUUAUAAAGUCUCUUUAUAAUCGCUAUUUCUCAUCCUGAGCUCACCUUGUCCAUUUUACCUCUUCUUUAAUGAGAGUUUAGUGGGCUGUGCCAAUUUUGUGUCUCACCCGUAAGCACACGUUUCUCCGUUCCUUCGUUUUCUUUUUCUUUUUCGGAAAAGCCACCGUGGGCAAGACAAUCGAUCAAAGUGAAAGCAGGUCACCUUUCCCUGCCUCACACACUCUCCCAGGAUGCAUUGCCUAAAAAUACGAAGCUGCCGGCGCAGCCUCAUCCUUCAAAGUGGCCCGAGACUACAUGUACGACUCACAAUAUAUCGACAUCGACCGGAAACCGUGGGGCCUUCUCUCUGUUCACUCUCAGUGGAGCCUGAUGAGCUGAUGUUUGUUCAGUGCUAGCAGCAACACUCGAAAACCACAUGCUUGACGUGCCACGUGAGUCCAGUAGGCGCCGUUUGCCUUAAGAGAGCGGCUCUAAGUGAUCUCGCAACUAAUUGUGGAUCAGUUAACAAAGCUAUGCGAUGUCCUAGUAAGAGGAAUGUCAGCGCUUGUGUCUUACAUUGUCAUGUCCCAGAUUUUAAACUCACUCAUAAUGCUGCAUAUACCACAAGGAAAUGUAGAGCACUAUGUACAGGAAUAUCACUUUAUGUUGUGCUGCAUGCAACACUGGACUAAACCAUGAUGUCCAUUACUGUUAGCGACAUAUCGGUUGGUGUUUUAGAAACGUAUUCUGUAAUAUCGCUGCGGUUGGAAACUGUUCGAUUUGACAAAAUUGCAGGUUUAGGAAAUGGUCUUGAGGUGCAGAACUUGAUAAUCAUAAUCUUCAUCCAUCAAAGUGGUUUGAGACUCAGUAGUAUUUGAACUGUGGUGACAUGGAUACGGUUAUGGAAGUAUGGGUGUUGCUUUAAAAAUAUAUAUUUAUUAUUAUUACAGGGACAUUAUUUGGUGAAUCUUGAGUGGUUUGUUGGCACAUUACAGGUAAAGGCUGUUCUUAGUUCUAACCAAUGUUUAUUUAAAUAGUAAUUUUAUUAAUUGUCUUUUUUUUUUGUUUUUGCCCUGUAGCAAAAUGUUUCUUUUUUUAUGAAAUAUCAUAGAGGUCGUUGAGGUUUUUGGGGUUUUUUUGUUCUUGAUAGGGGUAUUCAGGUCUGUUUUUAUUUCAGUUUGAUUUAAUUUUAGUGGAAAAUGACUAGAGAAUGGAUGGUUAUUUAUGCCAAAGAAUCAUUUUUGUUUGAAAGAGAAGCAUCUAGUGCAUGAAAUGCAUAUUUAUCUUCCGGAAAGAGGGGGGUCUUAUUUUGGGGGUGGCUGGCGAUUGUGGUGUGGAGUGUUGGACUCCAGUGACAGACACAGAUCCUUUACUCCUCAAUAUUUUUGUUUACAUGUGUACUAGCAUGGAGCAGCCUCGGUUCGGGUGGGUUUCGAAGUGUCUGCCAGGAGAACUUCCUGUCACUCUAAAGCCUCAGAUAUUAACAAACAAUGUGCCUAUGUUUAAAAUGAAGCAAUCUUAAUUUAAUCUUCAUAUCAUUGUAAAGGUCCUCUCUUCAGCUAUAUUUUUAAAGAAAAUAAUAUAGUUUAAUUUGGAACGUUUUCUAUCUAUUUUAUUUUUAUGAAUGUCUUUUUCGUUUCCGAGUUCAUGGCUUCAAUCGCUUUGAAUUUGACAUGAAUGUAUAUAGUUGUGAAUAUGGAUAAUUACGUAAAUAAUUGAUAUGGAAAUGAUUUUUUUUCAUGUCAGCCCCCCACGUUAAAAAAAUGUCCGUAUAAUGUACUAUAUUGUUGUAAGUUUUCACUUUUGAAUUGAUUUGCUACGUCACACACACAAAAAGAAAACAACAAAACUGCUUUGGGUUGAUUGCUCAUUUGUUUUUAAUUAAAAAAGCAAGAUAUGCAAAUUCA
This is a messenger RNA of Labeo rohita (rohu), 11493 nucleotides long. It is a transcript of the gene zzef1, whose product is annotated as zinc finger, ZZ-type with EF hand domain 1. The transcript has 54 exons. NCBI's taxonomy places the organism in Eukaryota, Metazoa, Chordata, Actinopteri, Cypriniformes, Cyprinidae. Gene Ontology annotation, molecular function: ubiquitin-like protein ligase activity; zinc ion binding; calcium ion binding. The record is from RefSeq and is a predicted model, not a curated record. Gene Ontology annotation, biological process: regulation of synaptic plasticity; protein ubiquitination. Bases 294 to 9449 code for a protein of 3051 amino acids. Gene Ontology annotation, cellular component: postsynapse.